Trypanosoma grayi is the source of this 951-nucleotide messenger RNA. RefSeq lists its product as hypothetical. Gene Ontology annotation, molecular function: protein binding. Gene Ontology annotation, biological process: protein homooligomerization. Bases 1 to 951 code for a protein of 316 amino acids. The record is from RefSeq and is a predicted model, not a curated record. The transcript has a single exon. NCBI's taxonomy places the organism in Eukaryota, Euglenozoa, Kinetoplastea, Trypanosomatida, Trypanosomatidae.
AUGAAGGGCGGUCCACCAUUGAAAAGGUCUAAAAUCAGCCGUGAUAAUGAAGUACCCAUGAGGGUGCAGGACACAAGUGUGCAAGAAGAAGGCAGUGCAUCUAUGCACACAUCCUCACCUCCUCUCUGCCCCAACGGUGAUAGGCGCGUUUGCCUCAAUGUUGGUGGGAAGUGCAUCACCACAUUGGCAAGUACUCUGUGCUCGGUGCCCUCCCUACUUUCUGAGUGGCUUAACAAUGGUUUUGCGGGUCUGCCACGUGACCGCAGGGGUAAUCCAUUUAUUGACCGUGAUCCAGAGAACUUCAGGCUUAUUGUUAAUUACCUGCGCGGGUAUGAGUUGCCGCUUGACACCGAGAAGAUUGUCUUUUUGGCAGAGGACGCUGAGUACUACCGCAUCGAGGCGCUACGUGCUCUUAUUGACCCACCAGCAGAGUGGCACUUCGAGAGUGGCCCAGGAGUGUCGCCAGACAAAACACACUUCAGCACUGACAGCAUCCUCGGCACAUGCGGCAAUGACCCUCUGCCGUCCAACGGGAAAUCUGUCCUUACGCUGCACAUAGACAAGUGUGAGUUGGUGACAGUGGGCCUGAUCGAUGCGGAAUAUGUGUGUGAAAACAAAGAGCUACAGUACCAGCGGAGUUCCAUCGCCUACCGUAACACUGGGGAGCUGGUGUGCUCCUUUAAUGAUGAGCGGACAUACACCAUGGGGGUUGGCUUUAAGAGCCAAGACCUCGUCAUGGUGCAGGUAGUGCUCACGCCGAACGCAGCAGCAAAGAUUGAUUUCUAUUGUGGCUCUGUAAAGACACACGAGACGGAGUGGCCUGCACCAACGCCGCCGCUGCGCUUUGCAGUGAGUCUGCGUGGGACUUCAGCUGUCACAAUUGAGAAGGACUCUACCACUGAUGUCCGUGGUAGAGAGGGGGUUUCUCUUGGGGCGCCUCUACAAGUGUAG